Messenger RNA from Blepharisma stoltei, 1425 nucleotides. The record is from the annotation of a GenBank genome assembly. NCBI's taxonomy places the organism in Eukaryota, Ciliophora, Heterotrichea, Heterotrichida, Blepharismidae.
AUGAAGUCAAUAUUCACCUAUGCAGAGCAGCCUCAAGGCUUACUUUUUUGAAAAGAGCUGGAAGAACCCGAGACUCCAAUCUCUUCAAGAAUUAUUCAUAGUGGUCCGUUAACCGAAUUAACCCCUCUUCAUAAAUUUAAAAAACGAUACUUUGCAAUAACAAAAGACUCACUUUUAAAAGCCAAAACUGAAUCGUCUGAAUAUACAAAAGUAUCUAAGAUCGAAUGAAAAACAAUUGAGCCAUUUAUUGAAGAAAAUGAAGAAGAAAGGUACUACGGCUUUCAAAUUAUUCAAGGGAUAGUUCAAAGACAUUUUUAUGUAAAAUCUUCAAAAGAGUUAGAUGUUUGACUCUCUUACUUGUCCAGAGUUGGAAUUAUGACAGAUAUUAGAAAUGAUUUCAAUUUUAAGAAGUCAAUAGGGACUUCGCAUUCUUCUAAUUUAUACCUUGCAACUGACCUUGAAAAUAACAGAGAUUAUGCAAUUAAAUGCAUCCCAAAACGCCAAAUAAGAAAAGAGUCUGUGCUUAGCUCAAUAAUAAAUGAAAUCACUAUUCUCAGGACUCUAAAUCACCCAUUUAUUACUAAGCUCCAUAAAGUUUAUGAAAGUAGCAACUAUAUACAUUUAGUUCUAGACCACGCUCCAGGAGGUAACUUAGCCCAACGAAUUCAAAACAAGGGUCCAUUACCAGAAGUUAAGGCAGCUAGAUUAAUCAAAAAUCUGCUAGAGGUGCUUGAGUACCUUGACUCAAUGAAUGUUGUGCAUCGAGAUAUUCAAUUGGAAAAUAUUUUUCUAAUAUCUGAGAAAAGUGAUAGCGAUUUUAUUUUGGGUGAUUGCGAGUUCGCAUUUUUUAGUAAUGCGGAAACAAAUCAAUCUUUUGUCACUCCAGGCUACGCAGCUCCAGAAAUGGUCCAACGAAUGGCAUAUGGAUCUAAGGUUGAUGUGUUUAGUGUAGGAAUCAUUUUGUACUUUGUCCUUUCAGGAAUAACUAAAUGGACAGAAAAAAUUCGAAAUGAAAUGGUUCAGCAAGUCGGAUAUAUCAGCACUAUCUUUUGCGGCUCACAAUGGAAAAAUAUUUCGAGCGAUGCCAAAAAGAUGGUUUUGAAACUAAUUCGAUAUAAACCAAGUCAAAGGCCAAGUCCAACAGAAGCACUUACAAGCAAGUGGUUUACUAAAUGCGAGAAAAAGAGCUUAACUGAGAGACGUAAAAAAACAAUUAUCGUUCACACAAAAGUUCAAUCAUAUCGGGAGUACAAAGAAACAAAAGAAACCAAUAUUGAAACCAACAAUGAAGACGAUUUUGUCAAAAGAGGACUUUCUAGCAAAAUUAAAGAUGUGCUUAAAGUCUUCGUUGAAAGAAAUAUGGAACAGCUUAAUCAUUCAAAAAGCUACAACUCUAAUAUAUCUGUAUCAGAGGCAGUGAAAUAA